This is a messenger RNA of Chionomys nivalis (European snow vole), 1076 nucleotides long. It is a transcript of the gene Aunip, whose product is annotated as aurora kinase A and ninein interacting protein. NCBI's taxonomy places the organism in Eukaryota, Metazoa, Chordata, Mammalia, Rodentia, Cricetidae. The coding region runs from base 1 to 1053 and encodes 350 amino acids. Gene Ontology annotation, biological process: spindle organization. The transcript is spliced from 4 exons. Gene Ontology annotation, cellular component: centrosome; spindle pole. The record is from RefSeq and is a predicted model, not a curated record.
AUGGGACGCAGAGGGCCCGAGGAGAAGAAGCAGGAGGCGUGUGGCGUGUGGCUGGACGCGGCGGCGCUGAAGAGGCGGAAGGUGCAGACACAUUUAAUCAAACCAGGCACCAAAAUGCUGACAUUGCUUCCUGGAGAAAGAAAAUGUGAUACUUCUUUUAUUCGAAGAAGAAGCACUCGGCAGACCAGCAUUGCAUCCUUUGUCACCUUGCAACCAGGAAUGGCAAAUGGGGGCAACCAGAAGAGCAUUUUAUCUCUCAAAGAAAAUCAGAUCAACAAAGAAUGCAAGAGAACCCAGGGAUUGGGGGAUUGCUUGGUAUCACCUUUGACCACAGCAGCCCCUGCAGACAUCCCGGAAGCUGGACAUUCUCCUGCAUCUCCCCACUUCUCUAGCUGCCACAGUUUGGAAACACCGCCUUUGACUACAACGUCUUCGCCCCAACCUGACAUCCUGAUGGACGCUCGACUAAGUAAAGCCUCCCUGACUUCUUCCUUUACCCAGGACAUGGACGGUUAUUGUUUGCUGGACCGAAGAGAGGCCAGAAAGAAAAGGGAAUGGCUUCAUGGAUCUAAGACAAACUGUCCAGGCAUGGGAAGCCACAUUAGACCGUCUGGGGGUAAAUGCUAUCAGCCCUUGGACAAAGCUGAACUGGGAGAAAAAGGGACUGCCAAGAAAAACAUGCAGGCCUCUGUGCAUCUUCAAACCUACAGGUUAGAAUCCUGGAGUAGGAAAAAACUGCUGUCGGUGGCAAAAAGCCCUCUUCUUUCUGUGUUUCCCUGGGAUAGUGAAAGGAAUGAGAGGGACUCCUGGAGUCAGCUUUUCACUGAGGAUUCCCAAGGCCAGCAGGUCAUUGCCCACAACACUAAAAUGCCUUUGCAAGAUAUAACCAAUGAUAGGAAUCAAGGCUCGGGGCCGUUUCCUGACAGCCCUCAGGCUCAGUGCCAAGAAGAGCCUACUCUGUUACAGCUGCAGCCAAACCUGGUCUUUACCCAGGACUCUGAAGUUCCAGCUGCCUGCACACUGCCGUUCCCCUUCAUGAUCAUAAUGGAUUGAACCUCUGAAACUGUAAGUAAGCC